Molecule: messenger RNA, 1893 nt
Organism: Trematosphaeria pertusa
Lineage: Eukaryota; Fungi; Ascomycota; Dothideomycetes; Pleosporales; Trematosphaeriaceae
Product: DUF1446-domain-containing protein
Exons: 6
Coding region: 1-1893 (630 amino acids)
Source: RefSeq, a predicted model, not a curated record
AUGUCUCCGUCCAAGAGCCAAAAACGCGCAAUACGCAUUGCAGGAUGCUCGGGCGGCUUCACAGACCGCUCCACUGCAAUCACCCGCAUGGCUGGUGAUCCAGAAGUCGACGUCGUGAUGGGCGACUGGCUCUCCGAGAUGACCAUGACAGUCCACGGUAGCGGAAAAAUCAAGAACGUGCAAUCUCAAAACGGCAAAGCCCAACUGACGCUCGAGGAGCGCAAGAAGAAUGCCAUGUACGCCGAAACCUUCAUCCAGUGCUUCGAGCCGGCAAUUCCGAAUCUUGUCAAAAACAAGACGAAACUCGCCGUCAAUGCUGGUGCGUCGGAUACGGAGCUUCUCGCUGAGGUUGUGGUGGACCUCCUAGAGAAGCAAGGCGCCGGGCAUCUGAAGGUGGCGUGGAUUGAGGGUGAUGAUGUGACCGGACAGGUGAAUAGCUUGAUUAAGAAGGGAGAAAAGUUUGAGAACCUGAUGCACGGAAAGAUAUUGGAAGAAUGGGGAAUGGACCCGAUCUGUGCCCAAGCGUAUCUAGGAGGCCUUUGCAUAGCAGAAGCCUUCAAGCAAGGGGCGGAUAUCGUGCUUGCGGGUCGCGUUGCGGAUCCCGCUCCUGUCAUUGGGGCUGCUGCGUGGUGGCAUGAUUGGCGUCCCGAUCAGUUUGAUGAGCUCGCCGGAGCAUUCAUCGCAGGCCAUCUGAUCGAGUGCUCUUCUUACGUCUGUGGUGGUUACUACUCCAUGUUCAAGGAUCUCAUCAAGACUGGGAAGCACGUCAACAUGGGGUUCCCUAUCGCGGAAGUCGAACAUGACGGCACUUUCAAUAUUGCGAAGGAGAAGAACAGUGGGGGCUGCGUGACUGUGGCGUCCUGCGCUUCGCAGCUCCUCUACGAGAUCCAGGGUCCAUUAUAUUAUAAUUGCGACGUGACAGCCGAGCUCGCCAAUAUCAAGAUGGAACAGAUCGGGGAAGAGCUAGUGCGUGUGACGGGCGUAAAGGGGUUGCCUCCGCCACCUACUACGAAGGUCGGCAUCACUGCGCCGGCGGGCUUCCAGUGUGAAUGGCACUUCUUUGUGUGUGGUCUCGACAUUGAGGAGAAGUGCAAGAUCACCGAGGACCAAAUCCGAUAUGCGAUGGGCGACAACGUAAAACGCUUCUCGACCCUUAAGUUCCACCAGAACGGCUCUUCGCCCAUCGACGCCCACAACCAAGAUGUCGCCACCGUAGACUUACGCUGCUUCGCCCAAACCUCCGAUCCCGAGGUGGUCCGCCCAGACGUCCCCAAUGGCUUUAACCGCUGGUGUCUCGAAGUCUUCCUCCAAUCCGCACCCGGCCUCUCGCUCUCCAAUGAUCUCCGUCAAAUCGUACCAAAGCCGUACUACGAGUACUGGGUUACUCUUUUCCCACAGACCGAGCUCCCCCUUCGCGUGCACACUAUGUGGGGUGACAAGAAAGUCACCGAUCUCGGGGCACCGAAGAUCACGAAAGAGUAUGCGCGCCAGCAGCAAUCGUACGAGACCGCUUCUCCUAUCGAUCUGUCCUCGUUCGGGGAGACGGUUCGUGCCCCGUUGGGCUACAUUGUGGCUGGGCGAUCUGGAGAUAAAGCGUCGGACUGCAACUGCGGAUUUUUUGUAAGACACGAUGAUGAGUGGGACUGGCUGAGAUCGUUCAUGACGAUCGAACGCGUGAAGCAGCUUCUUGGGCCGGAGGAGUAUAAGGGGAAACCGAUUGACCGAUUCGAGCUCCCUGGGAUUAGGGCCGUGCACUUCUUGUUGCACGAUCAUCUCGAUCGCGGCUACAAUGCUUGCAGUAAUUACGAUACGUUGGGAAAGAAUGCAAUGGAGUAUAUGCGCGCGAAGACGGUGGAUUUGCCGAAGAAAUUCUUGGAUAGGGGACGCAUUUGA